AUGGUCAGUGUACAAGAGAAGAGUGUGAGAGGUGUGAGCGUGAGGGUGGAGAGUGGGAGAGGUGUGAAUGGGAGGAGGGAUGAUGAGGAAGAGGAGGAAGAGGUGGUGCGAGAGGAGGAGGAAGGGGAGGAAAAAGAGCAUGUGGUGGAGUUGUUGGGAGAAGAAGCGGACGAGGAGGAAGAGGAGGAUGAAGAUGAUGUGAUCGAGGUUUCAGACCCAGAUGGGGAGAGUGAGGAGGAGGAGAAGGGAGACGGUGGGGAGGAAGGUGGGGAGGAAGAGGAGGAGCAAGGUGAGGAUGAACAUGGGGAGGAAGAAGAAGAGGAGGUGUAUGGGAGCGUGGAAGAGGCUGACGUGGACUGUCCAAUCUGCGGCUGCCACCUGUCCCAUCUGGAGCCAAUCAGACGCGAGCAGCACUCCAACGCAUGCCUGGAUGCAUGGGGAAAGGACAAGGGAGAAGAAGAGGGGACAGAGACAGGCAGAAUGGGAGCAGAUACCGUCUCGUGUGGAAGGGGCAAGGGGGAAGAGGAGACGGAGGUGCGUAGAACUGCGGUUGAUGGCAGGGUGAAGGGCACAGGGGAGAAGCGAGAGGAGAGUGGGACAAGGGGAGAGGGGGCGUGGGAGGAGGGGGAGGAGGAAGAGGAGGGAGAGGAUGGGGAGGAGGGAGAGGAGGGAGAGGAGGGAGAGGAGGAUGAGAAUUCAGCAAUGGCUAGGAUGUUGUGGCGGAGGAUAGAGGCGGAUAGCAUGGGGAUGGAGAUGAGGGCAUGGAGGAGGAGAGAGACGGUGGAGGUGAGAGGGGAGGAGUGUGAGGAAGAGGAGGAGGAAAGGGAGGAGGAACAGGAGGGGAAGGACAAGGGAGAGAAUGGAAGGGGAGAGAAGGAGAUGGAGGACAUGGAGGAAACGGAGAAGGAAAGACAGCAAGUGGGUGGACAAUCAGGUGGAAAUUCAGGUGAUCCGUCAGGUGUCGGCCAAGGCGCUGACAAGGAGUAG
Molecule: messenger RNA, 987 nt
Organism: Closterium sp. Yama58-4
Lineage: Eukaryota; Viridiplantae; Streptophyta; Zygnematophyceae; Desmidiales; Closteriaceae
Source: the annotation of a GenBank genome assembly